Phaedon cochleariae (mustard beetle) is the source of this 653-nucleotide messenger RNA. Lineage: Eukaryota; Metazoa; Arthropoda; Insecta; Coleoptera; Chrysomelidae. The record is from the annotation of a GenBank genome assembly.
AAAACGCCUAAAUACACUCUCAUCGUAUCUACGUUCAUUUGCUACAUUAUUUGGCGACCGUGACAGGACUGCAGGAUGUGUGAUUUCGAGAUACUGAACAAAGAACGAGCAUUCUUGAGACAGGUGUUUCGGAAGAUUAUUACAAAUUUGGAAAUAGUCUUAAGUGGAAAAUCGAUCCAUAAAGAAGAGAUUGCCGUACUGCUUGAUCAACUAGAAGAGAAAGCUGAAAGAAUAUCAAUUUUGGAUGAAAAUAUCGCCGUAGAACUCAUGAGCGAUGAAGAAUUCGAAGUUGAAUGGGAAUCUGUUGAACUAUAUAGAAAUGAACUGAUCAGAUUCAAGGCAAAGGGAUAUUAUACACUCAAUAACCAUUCAAAGUCAUGAGUGUCAGUGGAGAGUCAAGUACAAAGAGAAAUUUUCGACUCCCAAGAAUAGAACUGAAGGAAUUCAAUGGUCAUGUACGUAGCUGGAUCGGAUUCUGGGGCCAAUUCAAAAAGAUCGACGAAGACGAGACCAUAGAUAAUAUAGAUAAGUUCGAGUACAUGCUUCAAGCAAUGGAAGAAGGGUCACAGGCUAGGAGUUUAGUUGAAAGCUUUUCACCAUCUGGAGAAAAUUAUGUGGAAGGCUCUGAACCAGCUCAAGAGCAGGUUUGCUAG